This is a messenger RNA of Symbiodinium sp. CCMP2456, 1275 nucleotides long. The record is from the annotation of a GenBank genome assembly. NCBI's taxonomy places the organism in Eukaryota, Dinophyceae, Suessiales, Symbiodiniaceae.
AUGCUGUUUUGGAUCCAUGCAGCGGCCACAUUGCUUGCUGCCAUCGUUCUUCAAAGGGGUUUAGGCUCCGCAGGAGCAUCCCCCUUCAUGCAGCAACUUGGGCCGGCACCUGCGAAUCCUCGCGAUGACAGUUGCGAGAGGCUGAAUCGGCUGGAAGAGGCCGCGCUAGCCAAGACAACUGGCUCUGAAUUUGAAGAAUACCGGAAAGCACUGGCAGCCUGGCGCAAGGCUCACCCUUGUUACCAGCCUAGCUGUCGCACAGAUGCUUUGGGAAAGCAGCUUUGCAAAGACGGUGCGAAGCUUUCUGCCUUGCUGGGCCCAGCCACUGGAGACGAAUGGGAUGCCUGGAUGCGAGAGCUGGCUGUGCACGAAGCAACUCCCGAUGACUGUGCCAACUUCGCAGCUCGCCAGGUUAUGGAGAUGUGGCCUCCGCAUGUGUGGCACUGGCCUCAACAGACAAGUGAGGUCAUUCUGGAUGAACUACUGGGCGACGCUGACUAUGCUUCAUACGCUGAUGCAGCGCAUUUGGCACCCCCUUUCGGCGCUCCACAGGUCAAGUUCCGGCAUCGUCCUCAAGGGCGCUUUCAAAUGCACCGAGUGGAGCAACUGAACCAUUGGAGGGUGCUUCGAAAGGCUGUGCCUGGGCUCGAGUUGUCCCAACUGGAACAGGUAGUCGAGUUUGGAGGAGGCACUGGCAAUCUUCCUGCGACGUUUUCUGACCUUGGUUACACCGGGGUCCACUUCGUUUAUGAUUUUCCGACUAUGAUUCUAAUGCAGAGAUACUGGCUUCAUUAUUCUGGCGUGCCAGCAGUCCUUGGCGUGGAUCUGCCACAAGGAACCGUGCGAUCCACUGGAAACAUGAGGAUUGUGUUAGAGAAUUCAUUGAGUGAUGAGCUUGUGAGCCAUUUAGACACAAGCAAGCUUCAGGAUUCCCUAUUUGUGGCCACCUACUCCUUCACGGAGGCCGACUUUGAAUCACGUGCCAAGAUAUGGCGCAUCGUAAAGAAGUUCGGUGUGAUUCAGUUGGCCUUCUGGGCACAGUUCUACGGCAAGGACAACAUGAAACAUAUCGAAGAGCUUGUGGAGACCGACUUGAAGCCAUCUCACUGGGUGGCCUGGUGGACGAUGCCACCCGGCUGGCAUGCUACCCCUGGCAUUGCCUACUACCUUGUAGCCGUGCGCAAGGACCGAGGCAAUGUGCGUCGCUUGCGUUGCGUGGAGGAGCUCGGUUGCACCAGCUCAACAGCCCACACUCUGCUCUUGACGGAGACAUGA